Tachyglossus aculeatus (Australian echidna) is the source of this 2133-nucleotide messenger RNA. It is a transcript of the gene FUCA2, whose product is annotated as alpha-L-fucosidase 2. The record is from RefSeq and is a predicted model, not a curated record. Gene Ontology annotation, biological process: glycoside catabolic process; fucose metabolic process. Gene Ontology annotation, molecular function: alpha-L-fucosidase activity. Bases 1 to 1437 code for a protein of 478 amino acids. Gene Ontology annotation, cellular component: lysosome. NCBI's taxonomy places the organism in Eukaryota, Metazoa, Chordata, Mammalia, Monotremata, Tachyglossidae. The transcript is spliced from 7 exons.
AUGGCCGUCCCGGCCGGCUCGGGCUGGGGGCGAGGCCGGACCCCUCUCCUCCUCCCUCUCCUCCUUCUCCUCCUCCUCGCCCUCCCGGGCCGGGCCGCCGCCCCCGCCCCCGCCGCCGCCGCCGCCCCCCGCUACGAGCCGUCCUGGGAGUCGCUGGACGAACGGCCGCUACCCGCUUGGUUCGACGGGGCCAAGUUGGGGCUGUUCCUGCACUGGGGCGUCUUCUCCGUGCCCAGCUUCGGCAGCGAGUGGUUCUGGUGGUACUGGCAAAAGGAAAAGAGAAAGGAAUAUGUUGACUUCAUGAAAAAUAACUACCCACCUGGGUUCAGUUAUGAAGAUUUUGGACCAUUAUUUACUGCAGAAUUUUUUGAUGCAAAUCAGUGGGCAGAUGUGUUUAAAGCCUCAGGUGCUAAAUACAUUGUCCUGACCACAAAACAUCAUGAAGGUUUCACUCUAUGGGGAUCAAAAUAUUCAUGGAACUGGAAUGCCGUGGAUGUGGGGCCGAAAAGGGACAUUGUGAAUGAACUAGCAGUAGCCAUUAGAAACGGGACCGACUUGCGUUUUGGUUUAUAUCACUCUCUUUUUGAAUGGUUCAACCCUCUUUUUCUCGAUGAUGCGUCCAAAUCAUUCCAGACAAGACAGUUCCCAACUUCGAAGACAUUGCCCGAGCUCUAUGAGAUAGUGAACAAAUACCAACCCGAGGUCCUCUGGUCCGAUGGAGAUGGCGAUGCCCCUGACACGUACUGGAACAGCACCGGCUUCUUAGCCUGGCUCUAUAAUGACAGCCCAGUUCGAGAUACAAUUGUAACCAAUGAUCGCUGGGGAGCUGGCAGCAUCUGUAAGCACGGUGGCUAUUAUACCUGCAGUGACCGUUACAAUCCGGGACACCUUUUACCGCACAAGUGGGAGAACUGUAUGACAAUCGACAGGAGAUCCUGGGGCUAUAGGAGGAAUGCAGAGAUCAGUGACUACCUCACAAUUGAAGAAUUAGUGAAGCAACUUGUAGAGACCGUUUCAUGUGGAGGAAAUCUUUUAAUGAACAUCGGGCCCACCCACGAUGGCCGGAUUGCUGCUAUAUAUGAAGAGCGUCUGAGGCAGAUGGGGAGCUGGCUGAAAGUCAAUGGGGAAGCCAUUUAUGGUACUCAGCCGUGGCGCGCUCAGAAUGACACUGUCACCCCAGGAGUAUGGUAUACAUCCAAAUCUAAAGAAAAAUUGGUCUAUGCGAUUUUCCUUAAUUGGCCAGCCUCCGGGCACUUGGUACUUGGCCAGCCUAAGGCUAUUGGUGGGGCAACAGCGGUGAACCUGAAAGGUUAUGAACAGCCACUCAAGUGGAUUUCCCUGGCAGAAAAUGGAAUACUGGUGGCACUGCCUCAACUAACAAUCAGUCAAUUACCAUGCAAAUGGGGAUGGACUUUAGAAUUGGUUAAUGUGAACUGAGAUACAUACAAAGAUCGGUUCUAAAACAUUGUAAGCAUCUGAGAUGAGAAUUUCCAAUCAUCUCAACUUUAAUUCAGUCCUUGGGCCAUGGGGCAAAAGAGAAGGGAAACUGAGCUGAGCUGUUUUUUUGGAAGAAGUAACCAGCUUGUGGCCUCAGUUCUCCCUCUUCUGCCAUAAGAGAUGGGGGCUCGUUUUGUUUUGUAAGUUAGUACAGUGCUUGAUUCUGGUCCUUGCAGUCAUGUGCUCUGUUGAACUGUUGACUGUUUUCCCUUCCCUCCCCCUUUUAAGGGCUGCAGUUAGACCAUUUUCAUGAACUAACUGGAAGUCUGAUAUACAUGCUUCCUAAGGCUGAGACUUCCUAUAGUCCUUUCUUCACAGGGAGAGGAUAUUUUACAUAUGACUUGGAUAUUUUUUCUUAAACCAGAUCUUUGCUGAGGAAAAGGUGACACUGAGUCAGAUCCAGAUUUAAAAGAGUAUGACUGAAGAACUUUUUAUCCUUCACUUGCUCUUCCUUUCUCAUACAUUUGAGCCCCAUGUGAGAUGACUAUCAGAUUACCUUGCCUCUAAGUGCUUAAUAAAUACCAUAAGUAACAAGCUAAUUUGAAAGACAUCACAAAAAAUGAUCAACCAAUGAAUCAAUUUUUCUAUGUAAUAUUCUUAAGAUACUGACUGCAAUAAAAACAUUUUGGAUCAUUU